UUUACUCCGGAAAAGAAGUGAACCACCGGUCAAACCUGAAGUUACCUCGCUAACCUCUAACCCCACUUUGUACUGCAGGCCUCUGUGGAGUGUGGGGUGUAUUAAUUAAAUUUUUAUGUUGAAUAAAUUGAUCAUUCAGUUGAAAUGACUGACUAAGGAGUAGCACUGGCGCCAUCUACGUUGCUUAACGUCUUGCUUUGCUUUGUAGAAGUGUGGUUCAUAGGCGGUUUUAUUUGCAGUUGGAAUGAAGGUUACUUAAACUGAAGGUACUUCAGGUAGAUAUGUCACUACACGGGUUAACCGCGCCCACCUGUUGACUUUACAGCUCUGACUAGCCCAGUAACUGCACACGCAUGGCUUUAAAACCGUGUCUUUGUGUGUUAGCCUGAGUUAGCCGACGCUUUCCCCUUGCGCUUGGAGCGAAAAGACAAACAGGACAACCAUGGAGAAAGUGGAGCAGUUUCUUCGGGGAGUGGAGCUGGAUAACCGGACACUUAUAACGGCUGCUGCAUGCGGUGUGGGAGCUCUGGUGCUGAUGGUCCGGAAGGUCACCAGCCAUCGAGAGGCAAAUGAUAAGAUCCAGAGAGCCAGGAACCGGAGGACCGAGAGCCUACAGCGGGCAGAGCAGGCUGUGCUCCGGCACAAGGAGUCGCAUCCAACGACCGACUCUGCUGCUAUCUUGAAACUGUCCCUCUCUGAGUUAACAAAGCAACUGCGGGAAGGCUUGCUGAACCCUGAGGAUGUGUUUUACUCUUACAUGGAAAAGACUCUGGAUGUACACAAACAGCUCAACUGCUGCACAGGGAUUUUGCUGGAAAGUUUCGACCAGCUUAAAACUAUUGGCUCCAACAAGGAUGGUCUCUUGUAUGGAGUUCCAAUUAGUAUCAAAGAAAAUAUUGCAUACAAGAAUCACGACUCUUCGUGUGGUGUGCUCAUUAAUCUGGACCAGCCUGUCCACAAGGACAGCGUGCUUGUUGAGGUUCUGAAGAGACAAGGAGCUAUUCCCUUUGUGAAAACCAACUUACCCCAAGGCUUGUUAAAUUAUGACUGCAGUAACCCAAUUUAUGGGCAGACCGUGAACCCCCAUAAUCUCCAGAAGACCUCUGGAGGUUCGUCCGGUGGGGAGGGGGCUCUCAUUGGGGGAGGAGGCUCUCUGCUUGGUUUAGGAAGUGAUAUAGGGGGCAGCAUCCGUAUUCCUGCCUCUUUCUGCGGGAUCUGUGGCUUCAAGCCAACGGCGGGUCGGCUGAGUUCACAGGGUGUGAGGCCCAUUUAUCGAGGGCAAAAGUCAGUGCUGUCAUCUGCUGGACCCAUGGCGAAGGAUGUGGAGAGUCUGGCUCUGUGUAUGCAGGCUCUGCUGUGUGACCACAUGUUUUCCCUGGACCCCACUGUUCCACCUAUACCUUUCAAUGUGCAGAUAUACCAGAGCUCCAAACCCCUGAGGAUCGGUUACGUUGAAAGUGAUGGCUACAUGCAGCCGUCUCCGAGCAUGGCCCGAGGCAUCAGAGAAGUCAAAGCACUGUUAGAGCAAGCAGGCCACACUCUAGUGCCCUACAGUCCUCUGAGGAUGGACUACGUUGCCACUGAGCUGUUGGUAAAGGGUAUCCUCGCAGACGGAACUACCACCCUGCUACAAAAACUGGAGGGAGGCCCUCUGGACCCCUGUCUGAGAGCACAGGUUAUCCCUUACUAUCUUCCGAAGUGGUUGAAGAGAACCCUCUCAUUCCUCCUAAAGCCCCUGUCUCCUCGUGGUUCUGCCGUCUUCAAUGCUAUCAGUGGAGUUAGAUCUGUUUCAGAUCUGUGGAAGCAGCAUGCUGCUGUCGAGGACUACAUUCAAGAAACAAUAGCUGAUUGGAGAAGAUGCAACAUAGACGUGCUGCUGUGCCCUGUGAUCGGACCAGCCUACAACUUCUUAUACUGCGGCAAGGUUACCCCCAUGCUUUCGUACACGAUGCUUUACAAUCUCCUCACCUUUCCUGCCGGGGUAGUUCACGUUUCCACGGUGACAGCAGAGGAUGAGGAGGAACUCAAGGACUAUAAAGGCAUUCAUCAGGACCACUGGGACAAGCUCUUCAAACAGGCUGUGUCUGGAGGCGAGGGUCUGCCUGUGGCUGUGCAGUGUGUCGCCCUGCCGUGGCAGGAUGAGCUCUGCCUGCGCUUCAUGAAGGAGGUGGAACAACUGGUCAAACAGAGCAGAGAUUAAACCGGGGGGCCACAGGUAGAGCAACGAACUUCUGUGACUUCAGGUUAAAUUUGCUUUGAGUACAGCAAGUGUAUUGUUUGUGAAAACACAAACAAUGAAAUAUGAGUAAAAGUUAAAACAAUUAAUAUUGUUUUAGAAAGAAAAGGUAGUUGAAUAUUUUUAAAUCUGUAAUGAUUUGAGUUUCACUCUUCUAUUGAUCUAUUUAGUAUUUUCUGUUCUUUUUUUGAUCAUAAUAAAGAUCGACUAAAUGUUUACUGUUAAACUCUAAAAAUAGUCAGGUUCAUUGGUUAAGCAUACUUUUCUGCUUGUGUUUAACUUGGUCAUUGACGAACCUCAGGAUUUUAACAUAUCAUUCAAUUUGUAUUGUGCUUGUAAGCGCUUACGAGCCUAACUGACACUCGCAGUUAUAAUUGUAUGAUCUGCAGAUCAUAAAUCUGUAAUCUAUUCUUUUUUGCCACCACUGGUAUUGUUUAAUAUUUAACGUCAUACAGCAUGAACAGGAACUACAAUCCAUGAGAAAACUGAAUUCACAUUGGGCAAAGAAGCACUCCGACCACAUGCAAAGAUGUUUAAAAUUAGAAUUUAUAAUGAAUGCAGAAAAUAAUAUUUUCUUGUCAAUCAUGUCUGACUCUUUUUUACAAGAACUGGCAGCGUAUUAUUUUACAAUGUCUGAGAGAAAUCAGUUACUUUGUUUUAUUCUCAGAGGAGCCACCCCUCUUAUUUGUUUCCACUCCAAAAAUGUUGAAAUUAGUUUUCAGAUGUUGGAAAUCAGCAAUAACAUACUGUGCAGGCAAGAUAUAAUCCACUGCUCCUCCACUGCUUAUCUGUGUCAGUCAUUACUCAGGAUCAUUUUUUUUUUAACAUGUUGUUUUUGAUCUGAUAUUUGCAGCUUUUCAAACCUGUACAUUAAAUCAUUUUAAGUAGUUUAAUAUUUAAUAAACUAACUUCAUCUAAUGUGCUGCACCCAGCAGCUGUGAAGACACAAAACCUCUUCCUUCACCUUAUUCUUUACCCUCCACCUCUGCCUCUCCAUCACUGUGCCACAGAUGAGCACAGGCCAUUUUCAUUCUUUUUGUGAGUGAUUGUUGCACUGAUGCUAUAACAGGAAACAGAAAAGAGAUAAAGAAGACUAAUGACACAUGGCGCCUCCAUCUACGAGGCCAGCGCACCAUGUCUUCAUAUUGUGAUUACCCUGUGCUAUUGUAAAUAUGUGUUUCUGUUGGGUUAACAUAAAUUUACAUAUGUUUUAAAACUCUCCUGGGAUGGGAAACCAUUAGGGACAAUGUUAGUGUUUUCCAUUACAAUCGUCCACGUUUGCACUGGUGUCUCAUUGAAUGGAAAUGACCGUGUGCGUGCGGUAGAGGAAGGAGGGCACAUUAGGCUUGGAGGAGAGCUGGAAUUGAGAGGUUGUUCUUAGCAUUAUCUGUGGCACAUAGAGAGAGAGUGUGUGGCUCUCGCUGUGCCACUCAGUCAGGGAGCAUUAAGCUUUAAGAGGCAGUGAAGAGACUCAGGUCUUCAGAGGGAACUUGACAUUGUUCAUAAAUCCCUCAGGAUCUGAGACAGAAGCAAUGGCAUACACACGCACACACACACACACACACACACACACACACACACACACACACACACACACUCACACGUGCACAAACUCAGCCUUCAAAUUGGCCCAUUAAAUACAUUUACAGUUUGGCAGUUGUGUAUUAUACACAUUAAAAUCAAUUUAAACAUGAUUUCUAUACUGUAGCACUUUAAAAGCAUCACAGAUGAUGAAAGCAUAAGUGAUAUAAUGCAGAAAACUAUAAUUGCCAAAUAUAGCAUUUUAAACAAAAAACCGAUAUAUAAAAGAAAAACAGUGAUUAAACUGAUUUCCACUGA
Seriola aureovittata is the source of this 4075-nucleotide messenger RNA. RefSeq names its product vitamin D3 hydroxylase-associated protein. Gene Ontology annotation, molecular function: fatty acid amide hydrolase activity; amidase activity. Gene Ontology annotation, biological process: fatty acid catabolic process. Bases 443 to 2200 code for a protein of 585 amino acids. The record is from RefSeq and is a predicted model, not a curated record. NCBI's taxonomy places the organism in Eukaryota, Metazoa, Chordata, Actinopteri, Carangiformes, Carangidae. The transcript has 15 exons.